UUGGCAGGAGGCACCGGAAGCGCUUGUGAGUCUGUAGCCCGGGCCCAGGCUGGCGCCACGAGCCUCGCUGAAGACCGGCUGCGUGGUUUCUAUCAGGAGUGGAUGGAGCCCAGAGUCGACCGGACCUCCGCAGCGAUGGAGCGGGACGCAGGAGGCCGCUCGGCCAGCGCACUGUUCGCAGGAUUCCGGGCCUUAGGGCUUUUCAGCAACGACAUUCCACACGUGGUGCGGUUCAACGCGCUGAAGCGCCGCUUCUACGUGACGACCUGCGUGGGCAAGAGCUUCCACACCUACGACGUUCAGAAACUUAGUUUGGUCGCAGUAAGUAACUCUCUUCCACAGGAUAUCUGCUGUUUGGCAGCUGAUGGGAGGCUGGUCUUUGCUGCUUAUGGGAAUGUUUUCUCCGCAUUUGCCCGUAAUAAAGAGGUCGUACAUACCUUUAAGGGUCAUAAGGCAGAAAUCCAUCUUUUGCAACCCUUUGGGGAUCAUGUUAUCUCUGUUGAUACUGACAGCAUUCUUAUUAUUUGGCACAUAUACUCAGAAGAAGAAUAUCUGCAGUUGACUUUUGAUAAAUCGGUAUUUAAAAUUUCUGCAAUUUUGCAUCCAAGUACCUACUUGAAUAAAAUACUUCUUGGCAGUGAACAAGGAAGCCUGCAGUUGUGGAAUGUGAAAUCCAAUAAACUUCUAUAUACAUUUCCGGGAUGGAAAGUUGGAGUGACGGCUCUUCAGCAGGCACCAGCUGUGGAUGUUGUUGCUGUUGGUCUUAUGUCGGGUCAGGUUAUCAUUCAUAACAUUAAGUUUGAUGAAACAUUAAUGAAGUUUCGUCAAGACUGGGGACCUAUUACUUCUAUUUCAUUUCGCACAGAUGGUCAUCCAAUAAUGGCAGCUGGAAGCCCAUGUGGCCAUAUUGGACUCUGGGAUCUUGAAGACAAAAAAUUUAUCAAUCAAAUGAGAAAUGCACAUUCUACAGCAAUUGCCGGAUUGACAUUUCUCCACAGGGAGCCACUUCUUGUCACAAAUGGCGCUGACAAUGCUCUUAGGGUAUGGAUAUUUGAUGGUCCCACCGGUGAAGGCCGGCUUUUGAGAUUCAGAAUGGGACAUAGUGCUCCUCUUACCAAAAUUAGAUAUUAUGGACAAAAUGGACAACAGAUUCUUAGCGCAAGUCAAGAUGGAACUCUUCAGUCAUUUUCCACAAUACAUGAAAAAUUUAACAAGAGCUUGGGACAUGGAUUAAUAAAUAAAAAAAGAGUCAAACGUAAAGGACUUCAAAAUACCCUGUCAGUGAGACUUCCGCCCAUCACAAAGUUUGCAGCUGAGGAAGCUCGUGAAAGUGACUGGGAUGGUAUUAUUGCUUGCCAUCAGGGUAAGCUAUCUUGUUCAACCUGGAACUAUCAAAGAUCUACAAUAGGCUCUUACUUUCUCAAGCCAAAAGAGCUGAAGAAAGAUGACAUUACUGCAACAGCAGUGGAUAUAACUUCUUGUGGAAACUUUGCUGUAAUUGGUCUCUCAUCAGGAACUGUAGAUGUAUAUAACAUGCAGUCUGGUAUACAUCGAGGAAGGUUUGGUGAGGAUCAAGCUCAUAAAGGGUCUGUUAGAGGUGUUGCAGUGGAUGGAUUAAACCAGUUGACAAUUACGACUGGUAGUGAAGGAUUACUCAAGUUUUGGAACUUUAAAAACAAAAUUUUAAUCCAUUCUGUGAGCCUUGAUUCAUCUCCAAAUAUGAUGCUGCUACACAGAGACAGUGGCAUUCUGGGACUCGCCUUGGAUGACUUCUCCAUUAGUGUUCUGGACAUAGAAACUAGAAAGACUGUCAGAGAGUUUUCUGGACACCAAGGCCAAAUAAAUGACAUGGCUUUCAGUCCUGAUGGUCGUUGGUUAAUAAGUGCUUCAAUGGAUUGCUCUAUUAGAACUUGGGACCUUCCUUCUGGGUGCCUUAUAGACAGCUUUUUGUUGGACUCAGCUCCUCUCAAUGUAACUAUGUCCCCUACCGGAGACUUUCUGGCCACUUCCCACGUGGACCACCUUGGAAUUUAUCUAUGGUCCAAUAUUUCCCUGUAUUCAGUUGUUUCAUUACGGCCACUUCCCACAGAUUAUGUUCCUUCAGUAGUGAUGCUUCCUGGAACUUGUCAAACCGAAGAUGUAGAAUUAUCAGAAGAAACCAUAGAGCCAAGUGAUGAAAUGAUAGAGUAUGAUUCCCCAGAACAGUUGAAUGAGCAGUUGGUGACUCUAUCCCUCCUUCCUGAAUCACGGUGGAAAAACCUUCUUAAUCUUGAUGUUAUUAAGAAAAAGAAUAAACCAAAGGAACCUCCCAAAGUACCCAAGUCAGUACCAUUUUUUAUACCAACAGUUCCUGGCCUUGUACCCAGAUAUGCUGCGCCCGAACAAAAUAAUGAUCCACAGCAGUCUAAAGUGGUAAAUCUUGGAAUUUUGGCUCAAAAAUCAGAUUUCUUCUUGAAACUUGAAGAAGGACUCGUGAAUAAUAAAUAUGAUGCUGCUCUUAACCUUCUGAAAGAAUUAGGUCCAUCGGCAAUUGAAACAGAGCUGCGGAGCUUGUCUCCUGAAUGUGGUGGGUCUGUAGAAGUUAUGCAGAGUUUCUUAAAAAUGAUCGGAUUGAUGUUGGACCGAAAGCGUGAUUUUGAGUUAGCCCAGGCAUACCUUGCAUUGUUUCUAAAGUUACACCUUAAAAUGCUUCCUUCAGAGCCAAAACUUCUAGAAGAAAUGACACAGUUGUCAUCCCAGGUGGAAGAAAACUGGAUUCAUUUGCAAUCACUCUUCAAUCAAAGCAUGUGCAUUUUAAAUUAUAUAAAAAGUGCUUUGUUACAAUAAAAAUAAAUUUGUGACUUUUAUAAACCAAAGACUUUUAUAUUAAAUGGGUUCAGUUUAACUCA
Myotis lucifugus (little brown bat) is the source of this 2888-nucleotide messenger RNA. RefSeq names its product WD repeat domain 36 (gene WDR36). The record is from RefSeq and is a predicted model, not a curated record. NCBI's taxonomy places the organism in Eukaryota, Metazoa, Chordata, Mammalia, Chiroptera, Vespertilionidae. Gene Ontology annotation, molecular function: protein binding. Gene Ontology annotation, biological process: rRNA processing. Bases 103 to 2826 code for a protein of 907 amino acids. The transcript has 23 exons. Gene Ontology annotation, cellular component: small-subunit processome; Pwp2p-containing subcomplex of 90S preribosome.